UGUAUUGUAGGGUGAUCCGUUCGAGCAUUUGUGCCGGAUGGCCGGAAAACGGUUGGUAAUGUCGGCAUUCUCCUAUUAUCACCGGAUUCCCCGGCAGUCACGUAACUCUCGUGAGACCGUCGGUCUUUAAUAAUAUUUCGUCGGUGACGAUAGUCUUACCAUAGAAUGAUAUAAUACAAGUAUACCGAUGUGUCCGCGAGGACUGUAGUUCAGAAAAAAAGAAAGCUACUCGUUCUUUACGCAGAUAAUGGGUUCACGCAUAUUGUACGAAAAUAUUUACUGUUUGUAAGGAAAAGCUAUGAUGAUGUUAAAUGUGACAGAGAGACCACGGGAGAUAAUUCUAACGUAAUUUUACUUUGAGUCGAGUAGUCUAGUGUUUUGACGCGCAUAGAAAUGGCGGAUGUUAUAUUUAUCACGCAUUUCGUACUCUUGUUGACAUUCAAAUUAUGUACAGGCGAAGAAGAUAUUAUUGCAUUACAGGAACAUGAUAUUCCUUUUGAUAACGAGGAAUCAAAUCUGUCUGAACCAUUAGAUCGUAAUUUUGGCAGCAGUACAAUUGGCCAAAAACAUAUUAAGUGCCAUGUAUGUGAAGAUGCCGAAUGUUCGCCACCUGACAUCUGCGAUAAUGCAAUCAUUUGCUGGAAAUCUAGGGUAAGACAAGUAGAUGGCACAGAGUAUGUUAAACGUGGUUGUUAUACAUCAGAGGAUCAUAGGAUGCUUACGUGUAAUAGAGAAGAAAACCAAAAUGCUGAACAUGCAGAGGGGCAUAUUAGAAAUUUGCGAGGUGGUGCUCAAUAUUCUGUAGAAUGUUGUCAAGAAGAUUUUUGUAAUGUUGGACCAUAUCCUGUAUUACAUGAUUCAAACAAUUCCAGUAGGGGGUACUAUGUACUGAAAUUAACGUUCGCGAUUCUUGGAUCGGUGGCUGGAUUAUUCAUCGCCGGAGGGUUCCUCUUAUGCUUAUUAACGCAUCGAUUGCGAAGAAAAGAGUCAAUGGCGCCACAUCAAAAUGAGCUAAUGAUAGACUCCGACAUCGAACCUUCCAUGUUGCAUUUUUCAUUUCCUUCUUCAGCGCCAUCCGCCUCUUAUCAUCCGCACGAACUUAGAGCAACUGCCGCCGGUGACAGUACGCUUAAAGAGUACUUAGAUGGCCGGAGCCUAACUAGUGGCUCUGGUUCUGGAUUACCUUUGUUAGUACAAAGGACCUUAGCCAAACAAGUAGCUCUAGUAGAGUGUCUCAGUAACGGUAGUAGCGGUUUCGGUGGUGAAGUGUGGCGAGGUGUUUGGCAUGGCGAAAGUGUAGCUGUAAAAAUUUACUUUUCACGAGACGAAGCUGCCUGGGCACGAGAAACCGAGGUUUACUCUGAACUCUUACCGUCCAGACACGACAAUAUUCUGGGAUACGUCGGUAGCGACAUGACCAGCAGAGGCAGCUGCACCCAACUUUGGCUAGUGACGCACUAUCAUCAGCUCGGCUCGCUUUUCGAACACCUCAAUCGAUCGCCACAUCCGUUAACACAUCAUCAAACGCUCAAUAUCUGUGUCGGCAUCGCUAAUGGUUUGCUUUAUUUACAUACGGAGAUCCACGGUACCAGAGGUAAGCCAGCCAUGGCUCACCGUAAUCUCAAGUCGAAGAAUAUACUGGUUAAGACCAAUGGUGGUUGCGUGAUCGCCGAUUUCGCGUUAGCGACUACACAAGAUCGCCUCUCGGCGGAAAGAGUCGACUUACGUCAAGGAACGAAGCGUUACAUGAGCCCUGAGAUUCUUGAACAAACGAUGAACGUUGAAUGUUUGGAGAGCUUUAGACGAGCAGACGUCUAUAGUUUAGGACUGAUAUUGUGGGAAGUUUGCCUCAGAUGUAUAAGUAAUGGCGUAGUCUUAGAGUAUGCGAUGCCAUACAGCGAAUGGUUAUCAAGCAGUAAUCAAGAGCCCUCCAUAGAAGAAAUGCGUAAAUUAGUCGUAUUCGAUCAACGAAGGCCUCCUCUUCCUAAUAGGUGGCAUUCUGACCCGACAUUGGCUGGGAUGGGGAAACUAAUGCGGGAAUGUUGGCAUGGAAAACCAGCAGCCAGACUACCCAUUCUCAGGGUAAAGAAGACACUCGUUAAAUUAGCAGCUAGUGAUUCUCGUGUUCACUUACCUCUCGACUGACCAGCGUUCUUCACUUUAUUGAAAUCCCUUUCAUCCGUGUAUUUAUUACUGCUGCUUCAGCAAUCUAUCAUGCACAUUAUAAGUUCGAUCAUCAUCAUCGACAUCCAUACGUUAUCAAACUGUUAUAUCAGAAGAAAUAUGAGAGAAUAUCGUAUAUUGACAUAUCGAAGCAACGAUAUUAAUAAGUUUGUUAAUGUUUGGCGUAUGGAUUUUGUUGCAUUACAUUCUGUCAUUGUUGUAAUCCUGGAACGAUGAUAGUUUAAGUAUACAGAUUCGCAUUGAUCAAACUAAACGUUCAGAUAGAUAUUGUUAACUCUACAGUGGCAGGCGAUUGUUCAAAGUUAUUUAAAAAAAUUAGUUUUAAAAAAUAUCUAUAGAAAUGUUUCAUAUGUAAUUUUCGUAAAACGUAGGUUGACAAUUCGCCGUUAUUUGCAAUUAAUUUCUUCCAAAAACCACUGUCGUAUAAUCGAUGUAUUUUUAAAUUUCUCCUUUUACUUAGUGAUUAAGAUUUUACUGGAAGUGCGCUACAUGUAACAUACUGUUAAGAUUUCUGUUUUACCUCGUUGCGAUCAUCUUAACCUCUUGACUGUGUGGCGAAAAUGAGACUUCCGUGCCACCAGUGUGUGAAAAAGUUUCACACAUUUCCGCUAUUCCGAUUUUAGUAUUAAGGUUUUCAAGGUUGCUAAAUCUGAAUGUGAUAUCAGAAUCCGUCAUUUUAAAUUUUAAAAUUUAAACAUAUUUGUAUUCAGUGACCUCGAAAACUUUAGUACAAUCAUUUUUAUAAAAAUCCAAUUAUUUUUUCAACUUUUGACACGCCAUAUUGGAUCUAUUAUUUUGAAUUUUGAGCUUCUGAUAUUAUAUUCGGAUUCAGAGAUCUCAAAAACUGUGAGAUACCAAGCUUCAAUACAAGUCGCAAAAGGAUAAAUCGGUUUUUUUUAAGAUAUAUAUAUAUAUGUACAUUACACACUGGUGGCACGUGCUUUUUCUAUACACAUAUGCUACAUAUAUACUCAAGGGGUUAAUUGAUAGUGUCGAGUAUGAGAAAAUAUACCUUCAAAAUUCUUACAAAAUAUGUUGAAACAAAAAAUAUAUAAAAAAAAUAACAUCC
Odontomachus brunneus is the source of this 3253-nucleotide messenger RNA. It is a transcript of the gene sax, whose product is annotated as activin receptor type-1-like. Gene Ontology annotation, cellular component: plasma membrane; BMP receptor complex. Gene Ontology annotation, biological process: cellular response to growth factor stimulus; BMP signaling pathway; protein phosphorylation. Gene Ontology annotation, molecular function: transforming growth factor beta receptor activity, type I; metal ion binding; SMAD binding. NCBI's taxonomy places the organism in Eukaryota, Metazoa, Arthropoda, Insecta, Hymenoptera, Formicidae. The record is from RefSeq and is a predicted model, not a curated record. The transcript is spliced from 7 exons. Bases 394 to 2145 code for a protein of 583 amino acids.